AUGGUUAAACAGCCUUAUCGAGGUGUUAGACCUCGGCCAUUGAAGUUAAACCGUAUUGGUAGAUCUGCUUUUGAUGAUAUCCAUCUGCUUGGAGGCAUUGGGCAUAAAUGGCGUAUUGGUGGGGAUAGUGGCAAUCCUGUGAAUUCGGGUUCGAAAUCUGGUUAUUCCUCUGAUCCGGAAUCAGAGAGUUCACGUUCAUCAUGGCCGUACUUCAAUAGGUCCUUGUUCAAAGUUUCAAGUCCUACAGCUGCUUUGAAUAUGAUUCCAAAAUGGAUGAAAGCUGUAAAACUAUCAGUUCCCUCAUCAUCAAGGGCCUAUGGCUGGUGGCAUACAUCAAACUGGCAUCCCUUGUUGAAUCACAAACCGCAUGCAAGUCAUAGCAUGCCUGAUCCCAUAUUUGAAAGUGUCUGGUCUUGUAAAAAGCCGCAGGUGACUUAUCAUGAAUUCAAGUAUCAUCCGCGAACUGGAGGUAAAGGACGCAGUGCAAUAUGGUUAAAGUAUAAUAUCAGUAACGAAAGCAGCUUGCGUAAUUUACGAGAGGAAGAAGAGCGGUAUCAAAAAGAGCAAGAGUCGACUAGCAACGAAACUGACUACGAUGCAAUUGAUCUCAUAUCUUUGAAAAAGAAAGUGAGGACAGAUGAGAGUCAGAAUGCUGCCUACAGUGUCGAGCCAGUUGAUACCAUUAAUGCAUCAGAGACACCUCUAUCCACGAGAGGUGGUGGUAGCAGGAAAGCUGAAAUGGCCUCUGGAGAAUCCUCUAAAAGUGGCGGUGGUCUUGGAUCAGGCGACAACUCGGGUGGAGAUGGCAGGGGUAAGAAACAACCACCUCCUGUUACUCUACAAUCAGAUCCAACAGCUCAGUUGUCUAAAAAGCAGCGCAAAAGGGCAAGAGCUGCAGCGGCCGCAGCACAAGCUAGUAACAACUUUACUGCCAAAGAUAUUGACGAAACUUUGGAGGCGUCUACCGACGAGUUAUAUCAGACUGGUGCUGAUGUUGAGUCUAAGCCUCUGUCACAGCUCCGUAAGCCUAUUCAGGUUCCAACCGAAUCCAUGGAACAACCAGAAGUUAGCAGCUGGUCGUCGGAGUCUGUCCCUGUCGAACCUCUAGCAAAUGAGACUGUUAACAAUGGUGUUGAAACUGAUGCCCUGUCAAGUGAUUCGAUUAAUCCCAUCACAUCUUCAACUGUAUCCGAUCCUCUCCAUGAUAAUUCUUCUGCAUCUGACAGAUUAUCGACCGGUCAGGUCUAUGACAGUACUACUCUAUCAGAAUCCGAAUCCAAUGAAUCACCGGAAAUUUCUAGCAAAGUUGACGAAGAUGAAACAAGCCAUGUAUCGACCAAUGGUACCACUGGCUUUCCUCUCCAUACCGCAUCUGUUGACGCUACUGAAAAUAUCACACUUCCCACUGAGCCGGUCUCUCCAGUCGAACACAAAUCGGAAUCAACUGGUGGCUUUGAUUUACAUGCCAAUGCAUACCCAGUUGACAAUGAGAAAAAUAUCCAUGAUACAUUUUCACCCUUGAGUGGUCCCGAUUCACAGCCAAGCGGUCCUCAUCGAAUUGACACUGUGACUGCUGGAGAUCUCUUGGAAGGUCUUCAAUUGAAAGGAAAAUACAAAGAUUCUACGAAGGACUUUGAACGACUGCUUUCUUUAGUGGAAACUGAAAAGCAUGAUUCCGAGAAGAGAAAGUCAUUUACAAAUCCUGUUAGAAUCACACGUGAAGGUGAGUCGCCAUCAGAUGUUGAAAAUCUAUUUAAUGAGCCUAAGCCUAUAUCAACAUUUGCUCCUCCUCUUGAAAUGCAGGAUAUUCAUCACCUCCAGGAUGCUUUGAAAGAAGCCAAGGCUGACGAAGAGAAGCAUGCACAAGAGAUGUUUAGAAUUGAGAACGCUAUGGAUUAUACCAAAUCAGUCUCUUCUAAACGACCAAGAUCUAUCGAAUCCGGAAAUUUCUUUACCCCUGUGAAUCGAACCAUAGCAAGUGCUACUCAUCGUAAACCCGGGGCGGCAUACGAAUACAUCAUUGUGACACCCAACCAGAAAUUCAUUCGAACCCGCACCCUUCCAUUCAAAGAUGACAAUCCUCGUCGAGACUUAUUUUCAGCACUCUCAGAAAUGUCUGAUCCUGCAUUGUAUGUCAAGACCAUAGCAAAACUUGAGAAAGCGAAUUGGAAAUGUAUUGGUGGUGGUGGACCUGGACGUCUACUUGUGUUUGAGCGUGAGUACAAUCCAAUCAAACGUUUCUCUAAGCUUCUAUUGAAAUUGACUGGAUCGUUUCUUGGACUGGUAUCAUUGGCGGCCGCUGUUGCAGUCAUGAUCGAGAGUCCUUUUUAA
Messenger RNA from Sugiyamaella lignohabitans, 2331 nucleotides. RefSeq lists its product as uncharacterized. Lineage: Eukaryota; Fungi; Ascomycota; Dipodascomycetes; Dipodascales; Trichomonascaceae. The transcript has a single exon. The coding region runs from base 1 to 2331 and encodes 776 amino acids. The record is from RefSeq and is a predicted model, not a curated record.